ACUGGCCACGAGGUAAUCAACACUUGUAAUCGAAAAGUAUGAUGUGGCCGAAUACUCUUCGGGCGUUCAUUGCAAUUAUGUAUCCGUUUCUAAUUGUAGGCAGUCUGCUUACAAUGUACAUUACAAUUUUAAAUUGGUCAGCGAUUUUUUAAUAAAAUAUUUGUAUGAAUUACGCAAUGCAUAUUGUGGAUGGACCCCAUUUAGCAGUGCGGCCCUGGGUUUGUUUAAGAGUGCUCUCUGAGGGCGGGUGUGUGAGUGUAGUGGCGAAAACAUUGGCUGUUUGUUGUGACUGCAGAUUUUCGAUGUUGAGGUUUCCUUGAAUUUUUUGCUGCACAAAGAUGGGUGCAUGGGUUUGGACCUCGGAGUGUAAUUAUGUACAUCUGAAACAUUGGAAGCGUGCCUUCCGUCUAUUACAACAUGUCCGAUUUAGUUUCUCGUUUUUCGAUCUGCAGUGGGGCCUAAAAGCACGCAACAUAAAAGCAACAGACGGAACAUGUAAUCAGCCAAAGCUGGUAGUAUGAGGGGUAUGUAACAAGGUGUCUCAUGUUGUUAGGCGCGUCUGCUAUUUUUUUGGAGGAUUUUAGCGAUCAAAAUUAGCGAUAGUGAAUGCUAUAAUCCGGCAGCUGGAGAAUUUUCCGACGUUAGUUCCAAAGACCCCUUCCUUGCCGACCCUGUCAUUGAAGUCGCCAAGCAGGAUUUUUCUAUCGUGACGGGGGCAGCGCUCGAAUGUGUUAUCCAACUAUUACUAUUCAUUAAAAUACUUUAAGAACAAAUACUUUACGCGCUCAUAUAAUAAAAGGUCUAAAAAAACAAAGACAUCGGAAAAAUAUCUAUACGAAAAAUACGAAAAAAGUGAAUUCUUUGUCAAACAAUUGAAUCUGUUUAUUUAUUGUAUAUUUUAUUAUCUCAAGCAAAUACCAAUUUCUACCGAUUCAAGUUAAAAUAUUCAAGAUGCCUGAGAUACUUAAUACUAUACCGCCGCUAUCAUUGACCAUUGAGAAUCUAAGCGAAACGGAUGGUAUCGCCACCGAUCGCUCGACCACUCCAGAUAGCGCUACGCCUAGUACAAGUGGUAGCCGGAGACCUUCCCUUGAGCACAUGAUUAAACGGAAUCCACAUCAAGCGAGCAGCGCGCAGAAUAAGAAGACACGCAGAUCUAUUUUUCGGCGGAAUCAGAAGAAGGCGCCAUUAAAAGUUGGUUCACCACAAAAGUGCACGACUGCCAUCUGCCAGAAAUCUCAAAUUCCUCGUGCCUUGUUGCUCACGCGGUCCUCGUCGUCAGCAUCGCUUAUCACCAACGUUUCGCGCAAUAUAUCAGCAGAGUCAAAUGCCAAAGAAGAUAAAGUUGAGAGCAAGACUUUAAAACCAGUCGCUGCAAACGCUUUUGAUGUACAGCCACCACACACCACCGCUGAUAACUUGGUCGUAGCCCACCAACACAGCGGCAGCAAUAUUUUCACUAACAUCGACAUUGUAGCGACAACCUCAAAGACCCCCGCCACCCAGGUUUCUUUGCAACGACAGUAUACAGCUGCCGUACUCAAUUUCCAAAUCCGUAAAUCUGUUACACAAAUGGAUUUGAAGCGCACACGACGUGACUACCUCAAGAACCGCCAAGUGCUAGCUUCGACGCAGUCACCAUCUAUAAGUGGACUCUCGCAGGGCUCCAGAGCUUUGAUGGCGAAUGAUAACAACGCCGAUAUAGCUGGCGUGAUGGGAGCCUCAAGUCAAUCAUCACUGGUGAACAAAAUUUUCGACCAAAACAGUUACUAUUACGUGAUACAGGAUCAAAAUUCUAAGGUUGCUGGCAUGCGCAUUUUCGCAACCAUUAUGCUGAACGCUUGGCGGAAACGCCGUGACGAGGUUAAACGUCUUAUGGAGGAAGUCAACGAUCUGAAGCGUGGUUCAAUAAAAGCCAAAAACCAAUUACACGUUUUCAAUACACUCUUUCGCGUUGAGCAAAAACGGAACGAUGAUCUCAGUCUUCAGUUGAAACGCUCUCUAGACGAUAUCAAUAAUACAAAAUCUUCUUGCGAGAGUCUCACCACUUCGCUUAUCAGUCUAAAGGCGGACAAAGCAUUGCUCGAACAGCAGAUUCAAAUAAAAGAACAGGAAUUUGAUGGUAUCAAUGCGAUACUAACCCAGACUAAAUCCGAUUUAUUUAAAGCUAUGACCCAACAACGAGAGCUGCAGGCUAAUUUGUCUACCGAGCAACGCAAGGUGCAGGCGUUAGAAGCACAGAAAAACGAGCUGAUUAACGAGAUUUGCGAAAUUAACAACGAAUCAUUGUGGAAGGAGGAGAAACUACGGACUGAGAUGAAAGAGAAAGAUGAUGCUGUGGCAAUGGCGUUGACUAAGAUCGAGUCACUCGAAUUAGAGAUCUCUGCGCAGAGACAAUUGCACUCUCCAGGCAUGACAAUUUGCGCAAAUCGGUUGACUUUGAUGGUCAUAUCAAAAUCGCUUCCUUUUCCAGUAACGUCCGAACAUAAAUAUCGAAGGCAAAUACACCGACAUUAACGCAAAUUCAAAUUUCCAUUAUUUUGUUCUCAUAAGUACUGCUAUAAACCUUCCCUUAUACCACAAAAAAUUUUUAACUUAUAAUAUUUUUGUCGGCAAAAAAGUUAAAAGAAACGUCCGAACGUAACGUUGGCAAUACUAGGAUUUGCCGAUAUACGUAUGUAGAUAGUCAAGCAGCGAUUAAGGCUAUAAGCUCAUACCAAUUUACGUCACAAAAUGCCCUUACAAGCAGGGAAGCCAUAUAUAGGGCAGCAGCAACCAGGCGGCUGCAUAUUUAUUGAGUACCCGGCCACAAGGGCAUUUCAGGUAACGAAAUUGUGGAUGAGAUUGCCAAAGCGGAAUCCAUUUGGUUCUAGAACAAGAUAAUAACAUUCCGAAACCGCUUAAAAAUCUUUAUAAUGAAAUAGACCAGAGGGUGAAAAAGCAGACCAUAUCGAGAUGGAAUGCGCUAAACACCUGUAAAAUCUCUAAAGUCAUGUGCAGACUGAAAAACGGGACACAAACCCGGUUUAUACUAUCGCUGGCACGAAGAGAAUGCAGAACUAUGAUAGGUAUCUUAACAGGAUAUAACGUGGACGGGACGGGAACAAGGGAGACCCUAGAACACGUCCUAUGCCAUUAUCCUGCUGUAUCAAAAACGCGAUUGAAAUACCUCGGAGCUCCAGAGUUUAAUAAUCUUGAAGACGUGACAACACUUGAGCUUCAAGCACUGCUAAAAUUCUCAAAAAACUGAACCUCUAUCCCCAUCUGGCAUCACUAGAAUAUCCUAACCUAACCAGUGUUGCCGUUUUAACCUAUUUUUUAAAGGAAUUAAGGCUACCACUAAAAAUUACUCCCGGCAAAACUGAACCUAAUAUACCCUAAUUUUACAAGCUUUUAUUUAUUUUGCUAUCGUUUUAUCUAGUUAUAUACAUAGAUAAUUUGAUACCA
Rhagoletis zephyria (snowberry fruit fly) is the source of this 3447-nucleotide messenger RNA. RefSeq lists its product as uncharacterized. Lineage: Eukaryota; Metazoa; Arthropoda; Insecta; Diptera; Tephritidae. The record is from RefSeq and is a predicted model, not a curated record.